AAUGUCCUAUCCCUUUGGUAAUUAAUUUUCAGCAGGGAUGCCUAAUGCCAAAUACAAAACAUCACUUUGUAGACAUUAUUAAGGUAUUAUUAUUAUUAUUUAGAUUAUUAGCUACAAGGUAAUGUGCAAUUGGAGCUAAAUGUCAAUUUGCUCAUGGAUAAGAAGAAAUGAGAUCUAUUAAUGGUAUUUAUUAAUGUUAAAGUAAAUAAGAUCCCAUUCCUUCUGCCCUUAUUGCAGUUUUAACAGUCCCUCCACCUUAUUAGGAAAUUAUGAAACCAAUGAUGCCUUAGUAACCUGCUUUCAAAAGUAUAAAAUAACUUUGAGGUUAGUCCCAUGUAAAUAUCAUGCUUAAAAUUAUUGUAAAAAUGGAUAAAAUUGCCAAUAUUCUCAUGGUACUCAAAUUUAAUAUAAUGAGAUGUCGAUAUUUAACAACCCAUGAUUCCAAAUAUAAUUAAUCCUUAUUAACCAUAAUACCCUUAAGUAGAUAUGAGAUAGGAAAUAAAACAGGAAGAUCCAAUGACUACUGUAUUUAUCAUUAUAUUAUAAACCUUGGAAUAAAUAUUUUCGAAAGAUGUUAAUUAUUAUAAAAUAUUUAAGGAUAUCAUAUAAAAAUUAAAAAUUGCAUAAGAUCAAGUGAAAUGUGGUAAUUUGACAGUUGGUUCAGAAUGCAUUAAACUCAUUAUGACAGAUCCAGAAAGAACCGAUGAUGAGAUAGAAUAGUAUACUACUAUAUAUAAUAAUGCAUGUUAUUAUUAUCAUCAAUUGUAAUAAGGUUGA
Paramecium pentaurelia is the source of this 777-nucleotide messenger RNA. NCBI's taxonomy places the organism in Eukaryota, Ciliophora, Oligohymenophorea, Peniculida, Parameciidae. The record is from the annotation of a GenBank genome assembly.